AUGUCGACAUGUUCUAGACGGACGUUCUCUCUGGAGAACAGCAUUCUUGAUGUGCCGCCACAGGACGAGAUCUUCCGAUACGAUGCCGAAGCAUACAGAGAGGUUCUGAAGGCGCAGCCUUGGAAAUCUGACCCGCACUAUUUCAAAACGUGCAAGAUAUCUGCUGUGGCACUCAUCAAGAUGGUGAUCCACGCGCGCUCAGGUGUACCGUAUGAGAUCAUGGGUCUGAUGCAAGGAAAGGUUGUCGGUGACGCACUUGUCAUUAUGGAUUCCUUCGCACUCCCCGUGCAAGGCACUGAGACGCGUGUAAACGCAGCCGAUGCCGCAAACGAGUACAUGGUAGAAUAUGUUAGUGGGAGCGAGAAGGUCGGGCGCAAAGAGAACGCCAUUGGGUGGUACCAUUCUCAUCCAGGCUACGCAUGCUGGCUGUCAGGCAUCGACGUAAACACACAAAUCACGAAUCAGAAAUAUCAAGAUCCAUUCGUUGCCGUUGUUAUUGAUCCAAACCGCACGAUUUCCGCCGGAAAAGUUGAUAUCGGCGCUUUCCGCACGUACCCAGAAGGAUAUACACCUCCAGGCGCUCGAUCCGGUGGAGGUAGCCAAUAUCAAUCAAUUCCACUCGAGAAGAUCGAGGACUUCGGCGUUCACGCUGAACAGUAUUACUCGUUAAACGUCGAGGUCUUUAUCUCAAGUCGCGAUUCAGAUUUGCUUGGUGCACUAUGGAACAAGUAUUGGGUCAACACACUCAGUACGAGUCCAUUAAUAUCUAACCGAGCGUAUGCAGCAAGUCAGCUCAAUGACCUCGCUCAAAAGCUUGCUAAGGCGCAAAAUACUGUCGCUAAUACUCGUCCGCUAAAAGCCGCUCGCAAUUGUAUUCUAAAGGGUAAACAGCCGGAAGAGAAAAAGAAAGAGGACAGCCAGCUCCUGAAAAGCACACGGGAUAGCGCGAAACUCGCAGCAGAAGCGCAACACGGACUCAUCUCGCAAGUACUGAAAGACGUGCUAUUCUCAACACGACCUGGGCAAGGGCGCGGCUGCGACUGUGACUCCAGUUCCCGUCGCAGAAAAUAA
This is a messenger RNA of Fomitiporia mediterranea MF3/22, 1071 nucleotides long. Its product is annotated as Mov34-domain-containing protein. Gene Ontology annotation, molecular function: protein binding; metallopeptidase activity; deNEDDylase activity. NCBI's taxonomy places the organism in Eukaryota, Fungi, Basidiomycota, Agaricomycetes, Hymenochaetales, Hymenochaetaceae. The record is from RefSeq and is a predicted model, not a curated record. Gene Ontology annotation, biological process: protein deneddylation. The transcript has 9 exons. The coding region runs from base 1 to 1071 and encodes 356 amino acids. Gene Ontology annotation, cellular component: COP9 signalosome; cytoplasm.